UAGCCAGAGACUUUUUCCCAGGGCAGAAAUGGUUAAUACAACUGUGACGAGAAACCGAGAGGAGGAUAGAUAGGACUCGAGUGUCCGAGUAUCCGAGAGCAGAAUUGAGUUAUGAUACAAAUCUGAAACAAAGGCAGGGUUCUGAACUAGAUGCUAGACAAGAAUCCAAAGUUGAGCUGACAAUGGAGCUCAGUUCAGGUGCUCUUUAAAUAUUGAAAUCCUGGCACCUAAACACGGCCACAAGUUAGAGGAGUGGGCCGAGUCUUUAAAGGGGCUUCGCCAGCUAUUGGUAUUCCAGGGAGCUAGAGCGUCUAAACUCCAGAAGCCGGUGCAAGCUAGUCUGUAUCAUAACAUAAUUUUCAGGUGACUGGAGGAAAGUAUGGGGCGGGGGUAGAUGUCAGAGUUAGUUUUUUUGCACAGUCUGUGGUGGAUGCGUGCAACGUCCUGUCAGAAAUGAUGGUAGAAGCAGACAUUUAAAAUGCUAAUGAUAGAAAAAUGGACGGCUACGUGAGGGAAGGGUUCGGGUAACCUGAGAGGAGAUUAAAAGGCCUGCACAGUGCUGUAGCGUUCAGUGUUUUAAAUAGUGCAAAGGAAGAACGGUGAGGUGGUGUUCAUGGACCAUUCAGAAAUCUGAUGGCAGAACAGAAGAAGCUGUUCCUGAAUCGCUGAGUGUGUGUUUACAGGUUCCUGUACCUCCUCUCUGAUUGUAGUAAUGAGCAGAGGGCAGGUCCUGGACAAUGAGGAUGUCAUGAGCCCGUGGGCUUGCUGUAGAAUGUUUAACCUUCUCGGUUUCUGGAGCACCUAUACUUACUAAUUAUCUUAACUAGAAUUAUUAAGCCCUUGUGCUUUCGGUUUAAACUUGUCAAGUUAAUUGUGACUGGCACGGGUUUCCCUCAUUCUAAGAUUAUUUAAAGAGGUCUCCAGUGGGGUCUUACUGCGUCAUGGAGGAUGAAUUGUUUUGUGGUGUCACUUAGUCUGAGGCUCUGUUGGUAUGCCUGUGCCUAACCCCCUUGUCUCUGUCUCUUCGUGGCUAUUCUGCCGUUCCUCUUGGGUUAAGGUGUGGGCCUGUCUACUGCCAUUCCUUGUUUGAGGUGAUGCCAACGACCACUGUGACAGAGGGAGCCUCCACUCUUGGGUCCAGCCUGCCAGCACCCUCUGUACCAGAGGGUCCUUUAUGAGAGAUUCCGCCUCCUUGAGAGGCCAGUUUGAGCUGACCCUGAGUGUUUUUCCAGACCCUGAGCUGGCCUGAAGAUGGCGCUUGCUUGGCCUGCACUGGUUGAGGUACAAACUGCAGCCUGGAGUUCUGAUGGAGAUAAUUCUUCUCAAUUUUUAGAGAUGCAUCACAGAAGGGCCGAGAUAGAGCGGACGUGGAGACGCUGUCCCCAGUAGUGGGAGAGUCCAGGAACAGAUGGCACAGCCUCAGAAUAAAAGGAAUUCCUUAUCCCUUCAGUACAGGGAGACGAGGAGGAAUUUGUUUAGCCAGAUGGCAAAUGGAGGUUGGUGAGGAGGAAUUUCCUCAGGAGGUGAUCUGUGGAAUUUGUGGUUGCUGUGGAGGUCAUUAAGGCAGAGGUUGAUUGAUAGGUCAGGGCAUGAAGGGAUACGGGGAGAGGGCAGGAGACUGGGGCCGAGAGGGAAAUAGGUCAGCCAUGAUGAAACGGCAGCGUUGAUACGAUGGGCCAAAUGGCCUAAUUCUGUUCCUAUCUCUUAUGGGUAGGAGCCUGUGUGAGGGGGUGUUUUGUCGGUAUUGUUGUAGCCGUCCGUGUUGCUCUGAGGAACAUGUGGGGCACGCUAUGCUUGCGGGCUGCCCCCACCCCCCCAGCACAACCGGGGGUCGAGUUGGUUGUUAACGCGUUACUGGAUUCAAGAUUGUUCGAUGCCAUUUCCAGUACACGCGAGUAAAGGAGAACGAAGUGAUUCUAAAUCCGGAUCCGAAAAAAAAAACCCGUUAUGUAGACGUGAAUUUGAAUCAGAGUCUAGAGGAGGUUCUGUAUGUUUUCCUAAUCUGUUUCCUCUCCUGGGAGUUCGCUCUCGGGCCCGACCACCCUGCUGCACUUGCUUCAUUCGGACGAAACUGAUUCACUUUCCUUGGAAAUUCCCAACUUCUUACAGAGAGAGAAAAAGUCCCAGUGGAGGCGAGACGUGAAGAACAGCGAUGCCUGCCUCAGCCCACCCCGCUGGAAAGAAUGUUACAGCUUCGCUGUAAGUCCAGAAAGUUCACAUCGGGGAGGAGAGUCUGAAACCUCCCUCUUCUACGAGGCGGCGAGGGCCGCGUCCACGCCGAUCUAGAAGCUGGCAGAGGCCGGGAUCAAGGACGUCAGAGUUGGCUGUCUGACUGGGAAAUGCACGCUGAACACUUGUGACACAGGAGGUGUGAGAUAAACAGAAGCUGCAGUUCCCUCAGGAGAAACAUUAGAGACAAAGAUUGUCAAGAUGUUCAGUCGAGGACGACCCGUCUUUGAGUGGACACUCUUCUCACUGGUCUUCAUCCUUGGCCGGAGGGCGACCGAGGGACAAAACAUUAGCAGCUUGAGGUGUUACACCGACUAUGUCAGCAGGAUCGACUGCCAGUGGACUGAAGACGCGACAGCGAACUGCUGCGUCCCAAUGGAUCUGUACUAUCAGAAGUCUUCAGCUCUGAUGAAUCACAGUCUGACUUUGUGCAACAGGACAGAAACAUUCAGGGGAAUCUCUGGCACUGAGAGUCGCUGCAGCAUAAAAGAGAAAUAUUUUGCUAUCGCAUUUGAAUUUACAUUCACUUUUAAACCGAGGAAACCUGUAGGCCUCAAUAAAUCCUUCCAAUUGAUGGAAAAUAUCAAGCUUCAACCUCCGUUCAACCUGACUGUUGCUGGCUUGUCGUCAGGGGGCUACCGACUGUCCUGGGAAACAGUUUACGCUGGGAAUUCCUCCAGCAAACGCUUGGGAAUGUUACAGUAUGAAGUCAGCUACAAGCGGACUUGGGAGCCCUGGGAGACUUCAGUGAGCAAAACCAUCACAGGGAACGACAAUCAACUUGCAAUCAAGAGCACAGCUCUGAUCGCCGACAGUACCUAUGUUGCUCGUGUACGGGUGAGGCAGCUAAACUCCAUCUAUGGAGACCGCUGGAGCGUGUGGAGCUCGCUCAUCCAAUGGGAUGUGGCGAGAAAUGAGGCGGAGCCUCGAACAGAUAAAGCCGAGAUGAUGCCACGAAAUCUGCAGUGUUCCUACGACGGGAUCCAGCAGAUUGAAUGCACUUGGGAGAUGUUGAAGGAGUCCAGUAAAUAUUUCAAAUUCAAUCUCCACUAUAGAAUGGACAAUGGUUCUGAGAAGCAGGCAUGUCAGGUAUCCGAGAUAGUCCACGUUUACCCACACCUCACAGUUCAUCGCUGUAACAUAACUGUGCCUGACCAGGAAGGCCUGGAGAAUUACGAGGUGUUCCUGAAGCUCGUCAAGCAGUCGAUGAGAUACAAGCCUUCUAAAAACAUUAAACCAAUUGCCCCUUUCAAUUUGAAGUCGGAGGAGUUGAAUGACGGGAGAUUUCAGCUGGAAUGGAACAGCACCAAUGCAUACAAGUUAAACUAUGAGAUCAACUACAAGAAGAAGAAUGCAUCUUGGAAGGGUUCUGAGGUGAAGAGUAUUCCCCAAAACACCAGAUCAUUCACCCUGCCGAAACACUCCCUGGAACCGUCCAGCCAUUACGUAGUCCGAGUGCGAGCAAAGGUUGACUGCAUCCCAAAAGAACCUGACUGCUACGAGGGGCCCUGGAGUGACUGGAGUUCGACCACACAGAUCAUCACUGGUCCAGAUAAAGAAAUCCCCAUUAUUGUGGCCUGUAGCCUGAUAGCACUGUUCUUCAUCGUGGCUCCCAUCGUCUUCUUCCAGGUAAAAAGAAAGAAGAGGUUGUGGUUGGAGAGCAUUCCGGACCCAGCCAAGAGUAAACUCUUCCACUUGGGCACGCAGCCGAGCCCAUUGAGACCAGUGGCUGCCGUAGAGACGGUGACUUUGGAAGAAGGCAACAUCUGCAAAGUGGUGGCUGCGGAAUCGACCGCUGCCUCUCCUCAGGUUAUCCCAAGGGUAAAAGUGGAAUCCCCCCUGAAGGAGGAGAAACAGGACCAUUCUUCUUCCCCAGUGACAAGCCACAGCAGCAAGCAAGCAGAAAUGUACCAGGGUUUAUCACCAGAAAUGGGAACGUCUGCAGCAGAAUGCUCUGACCCCCAGGCAUCGCAGACUGAGCCAGCUAACUAUAAUGGCCCCUAUUUAUUCAAUUUUCAAGAUAUUUCUUCCAUCAUGAGUAUUCUUACCGAAAUAAAGACGGCAACCAGUAAAAAUGCGAAUUAUUUCAGGCGAGGGCAGGACGCUCCCGCCUAUGUGAAGCUCCCCUCUGGAGGGGCAGUGGCAACAGAUCAGAGUGAUGCCAAGCCAGACCCAUCUGGGCCUUCCAACGCUUAUGUCCUGAAUUUUCCCAUUGCAUCGAAGACGCCAAACUAUUAUCUGCACGCACUGCCCGGUGAGAAACCAGUCCAGCCGCCACACAGCUCCACUGCCAGUUGUGUCGCGUUUGCUUCGCCCGCUAACUCAGCCCACACACCUCCGCCAGAGGCUGCCACUGACAACGCUCAGGCAAAAGGCACGGUUUCAGGCGUGGCCAGUCUGCAGGAGACCUCAUCCAGUCACGGGCCAGUGUGCAAGGAUUCAGCGCCAGAGGAUAAAAAAGCUCAGGACGCAAGCCCCGUCUCGCAGGACCAUCCCGCAGCGGCACCCUGGCCAGCAACUUGCAGUGGCUACGUGCUGAGUCCUCCUGGGGAAGAGAGUCAUGUGAAAACGGCCCCCACGCUCCCCACAGCCACCGAGCUCAAAGUCCAAAGCCUCUUGGCUGAUCCUCAACCAGGGCUGGGGUACCACCCUCCGACUCGAACGAUGGAUACUGGCCACUCUCUAGAAGGAAAUUCCUUGCCCAAGCACCAAACGGACUUGCAGAAGCUGCCGAGCAAGGAACGAGGGCAGUCUCUCGCCGACGUGGAGAACAGUGAGGCCCCAGAGGUCAUACUUUACCAGCAAGGAGCCAAACCCAUUCACUUCCAACAAAUCGGAGAUUAUUGCUUCCUUCCUGGGUCCUGUCCAAGCAAGACCAAUGAAAUCACAAAAGUCAACUUCCCACCAUCUCCCACAAACCAGAAACAUGCCAAAGAAUGUUGGGACUUGUCCCCUCAUCAACCCGAGCAGUUUCUGAGCCACGGGAGGGGCAACUGUGUGUGAAGCUUGCUGGCUAGCCCCUCUCUCAAGUUUGAACUCGAAUGGUUUUGGGGUUAGGGCUUUAGGAACAGGGAUGGGGGUUAAUAGGGGUCAAGGGUAAUAAAUAAUGAUCCUAGGCAGGAAUUGAAGGUCAGGACGGGGUGCUGUGCCGUCGAGGGUGUGUGACCCACCCAGGUCAACGGGGUCGGUGGUCCGUGCAAGUCUGGAAGUUGAGGCCCAAAGUUGAGGGGUGACAAGUCCUGGGGUGAAGUCCAAAGUUGGGGGCUUGAUGCCUGCAAGUCUGAGGUUCUGGGGCAAAGUGCUAGAGGCCCAGAUGUGGCUUGUCCAGGAGCUGAAGGCCUGCCGG
Molecule: messenger RNA, 5575 nt
Organism: Hypanus sabinus (Atlantic stingray)
Lineage: Eukaryota; Metazoa; Chordata; Chondrichthyes; Myliobatiformes; Dasyatidae
Gene: csf2rb
Product: colony stimulating factor 2 receptor subunit beta
Exons: 14
Coding region: 2431-5232 (933 amino acids)
Biological process (GO): cytokine-mediated signaling pathway; immunoglobulin mediated immune response
Cellular component (GO): membrane; external side of plasma membrane
Molecular function (GO): protein binding; cytokine receptor activity
Source: RefSeq, a predicted model, not a curated record